Molecule: messenger RNA, 375 nt
Organism: Serendipita indica DSM 11827
Lineage: Eukaryota; Fungi; Basidiomycota; Agaricomycetes; Sebacinales; Serendipitaceae
Source: the annotation of a GenBank genome assembly
AUGCGCGUCGGUUUCUUCGCCGUACUUAUCGCCUCGGCUGCUCUCUUGGGCUCCGCCGCUCCAAUCCCUAGUCCUGAAGACCCCUACUCGGUUCACCGACAAGGACAAAUAACUCACCAAGCACUGGCAGACCACCAUAAUGCUCGGGUACAAGUUCACCAGAAUGAUUCACAUAGACAUCUGGCUAAUGCUGCGGCGGCCCAAGAAAGGGGCGACCACCAAGCCGCUAAUGAGCAUCUACAUAAAUCCGUCAGAGCGACGAACACAGCGGCUCGUCAUAUUCGAGAGCGUAACCAACACCAGGCCACAGCCAACUGGCAUGCUUCGCAGAUUCCCGCUGGACAUCGUCGUCGGAGCAUAGCCGAGUUGGAUUAG